AUGUCUCCGGAGGUGAUGAUGCUCCUGGUGCUGGUGCAGAUCCUGUGGGUUUUACCUGGGACCGGAGCGGCUCCUCCUGUGAGCCCAGAGCAGCUGGACACCGGGGUGGACUGGCUGAGCAGGUUUGGCUACCUCCCACCCCCCGACCCAGUGACUGGUCAGCUCCAGACCAAGGAGGCCCUGACCACGGCCAUCAAAGCCAUGCAGAGGUUCGGAGGCCUGAAGGAAACUGGAGUCUUCGACCAAGCCACGCUGGGUCUUAUGAAAACACCCAGAUGUUCUCUGCCAGAUGUGUCCGAGGCCGAGGGGAUGGUGGGCCGCAGCAAACGAAGCGCGACCCCUCAGAACAAAUGGAAUAAGAGGCAUCUCUCCUGGAGAGUGAGGACCUUCCCUAAGGAUUCAGCCUUACUGGGCAGGGACACCGUUCGAGCCCUGAUGUACUACGCCUUGAAAGUCUGGAGCGACAUCGCGCCGCUCAACUUCCACGAGGUGGCCGGCAGCGACGCAGACAUUCAAAUCGACUUCACCAAGGCCGACCACGACGACGGGUAUCCGUUCGACGGGCCGGGGGGAACCGUGGCUCACGCCUUCUUCCCCGGGGAGAGGUUCACCGCCGGGGACACGCACUUUGACGACGAUGAGGCGUGGACCUUCAGAGCACCAGACGCCCAUGGGAUGGAUCUGUUUGCAGUUGCAGUCCAUGAGUUCGGUCACGCCAUCGGCCUGGUCCACACCUCCGCCAUCGAGUCCAUCAUGAGACCGUACUACCAGGGUCCCGUAGGAGACCCUCUGAAAUACGACCUGCCCUACGAGGACAAGGUCCGCGUGUGGCAGCUCUACGGGGUCCGAGACUCAGUGUCCCACACUAAUCGACCAGCGAACCCCUCGCAGACAGCUGAGCCCCCCGUCCUGCUGGACCUCCCUGAAAACAGAUCAACUGUCUUCCUGGCACGAGACGCCCCAGACAGAUGCUCCAGUAAUUUCGAUGCCGUGGCACAGAUUCGCGGGGAGGCCUUCUUCUUCAAAGGGAAGUACUUCUGGAGAUUAACUCGAGAGAAGCACCUGGUUUCUCUUCGCCCGGCUCAGAUCCAUCGCUUCUGGAGAGGCCUGCCGCCCAACCUGGACAGUAUCGACGCCGUGUACGAGCGACCUGGGGACCACAAAAUUGUGUUUUUUAAAGGUCUCAAGUACUGGGUGUUUAAAGACAAUAACGUGGAGGAAGGUUACCCUCGUGCGAUCAGUGACUUUGGUUUGCCCUUGGAAAGCAUUGACGCAGCGUUUGUUUGGCUGCACAACGACAAAACCUACUUCUUCAAGGACAACAACUACUGGCGCUACGACGACCACCUGCGGCGCAUGGACCAGGGCUACCCCAAAGACAGCUCGCUGUGGAAGGGGCUGCCGCCGCACCUGGACGACGCCAUGAGGUGGUCGGACAGCUCGUCCUAUUUCUUCAAGGGGAAGGAGUACUGGAAGGUUCCGGGCAGUGAGAUGGAGGUGGAGGCAGGUUACCCCCGCCUCAUCGCCAAGGACUGGCUGCUGUGCACGGAGAUGCAGUCGGACUCCCCCGACUCGGAGGCCAAGAGCACGGAGACCAGGGUCAACGUGCACCGCCAGCCGGACCACGCGGAGAACGGGUACGAGGUCUGCUCCUGCACCUCGGACUCCGCCUCGCCUCUGGGCGCCCGCCCCUCCCCCCUCUGGCUGCUGCCCCCCCUCUGGACGCUCUCGCUGGCCCUCAGCUCCGAACUGCUAUGA
This is a messenger RNA of Limanda limanda (common dab), 1758 nucleotides long. RefSeq names its product matrix metallopeptidase 17a (gene mmp17a). NCBI's taxonomy places the organism in Eukaryota, Metazoa, Chordata, Actinopteri, Pleuronectiformes, Pleuronectidae. Gene Ontology annotation, biological process: extracellular matrix organization; collagen catabolic process; proteolysis. The transcript is spliced from 10 exons. Bases 1 to 1758 code for a protein of 585 amino acids. The record is from RefSeq and is a predicted model, not a curated record. Gene Ontology annotation, molecular function: metalloendopeptidase activity; zinc ion binding. Gene Ontology annotation, cellular component: extracellular matrix.